Coregonus sp. 'balchen' is the source of this 5225-nucleotide messenger RNA. Lineage: Eukaryota; Metazoa; Chordata; Actinopteri; Salmoniformes; Salmonidae. The record is from the annotation of a GenBank genome assembly.
UGCAGUGCGGGUCCAAAAGGAGACAACAUCUAUGAGUGGAGAUCCACUAUCCUGGGACCACCAGGCUCUGUGUACGAGGGAGGGGUCUUCUUCCUAGAUAUCGCCUUCACACCAGACUACCCCUUCAAACCACCCAAGGUAAAGACUCCAGUCAAAACAGCUGACUCAAACAAUGAAUAGAACAUUCCUCGAGAUUACACAGCUAUGUAGGCUACCACUUUCUCACUAGAGAAGGGAACUUGUUAUUGCCAUAUUGACCACUGGAGGGAGCUAUGGCACUUGGAUUUUAUUGAAAUGCUGGGCCUCUAGUUCAAUGCAAAUUUCAAAUAGUUAAUGGUCAAUGUAACCAAACCAACCAAACAAGACUCAAAAAGGCUUAAAUGGAAAUGUGGCUUCCAUGAUUAGACUGAACAUCGGUUUCCAUCCUCCAAGCAAUGUUGAGUAGAUUCUUUCCAUGUUGCUUUCAGGAUCUACCACUGUAACAUAAACAACAGUCAGGGUGUAUUGAUAUAGAUCUACUUCAUUUUGUUUCCUAGGUGACGUUCCGUACCAGGAUCUACCACUGUAACAUCAACAGUCAGGGUGUGAUCUGUUUGGACAUUCUGAAGGACAACUGGAGCCCCGCCCUCACCAUCUCCAAGGUGCUCCUUUCCAUCUGCUCCCUGCUCACUGACUGCAACCCUGGUAAGACCUAAGACACCAUAUACUACUAUAAUGUGGGUUCGAUUGAAAUUCAUUGAUUACAGUGGCUGAUUUGAAGUGGAUUGUAGAGUGUAAUCUCAAACAUUGUCAUACAGUGAGGGAAAAAAGUAUUUGAUCCCCUGCUGAUUUUGUAUGUUUGCCCACUGACAAAGAAAUGAUCAGUCUAUAAUUUUAAUGGUAGGUUUAUUUGAACAGUGAGAGACAGAAUAACAACAAAUAAAUCCAGAAAAACCUAUGUCAUAAAUGUUAUAAAUUGAUUUGCAUUUUAAUGAGGGAAAUAAGUAUUUGACCCCCUCUCAAUCAGAAAGAUUUCUGGCUCCCAGGUGUCUUUUAUACAGGUAACGAGCUGAGAUUAGGAGCACACUCUUAAAGGGAGUGCUCCUAAUCUCAGCUUGUUACCUGUAUAAAAGACACCUGUCCACAGAAGCAAUCAAUCAAUCAGAUUCCACCAUGGCCAAGACCAAAGAGCUCUCCAAGGAUGUCAGGGACAAGAUUGUAGACCUACACAAGGCUGGAAUGGGCUACAAGACCAUCGCCAAGCACCUUGGUGAAAAGGUGACAACAGUUGGUGCGAUUAUUCGCAAACGGAAGAAACACAAAAGACCUCUCAAUCUCCCUCGGCCUGGGGCUCCAUGCAACAUCUCACCUCGUGGAGUUGCAAUGAUCAUGAGAACGGUGAGGAAUCAGCCCAGAACUACACGGGAGGAUCUUGUCAAUGAUCUCAAGGCAGCUGGGACCAUAGUCACCAAGAAAACAAUUGGUAACACACUACGCCGUGAAGGACUGAAACCCUGCAGUGCCCGCAAGGUCCCCCUGCUCAAGAAAGCACAUAUACAGGGCCGUCUGAAGUUUGCCAAUGAACAUCUGAAUGAUUCAGAGGAGAACUGGGUGAAAGUGUUGUGGUCAGAUGAGACCAAAAUCGAGCUCUUUGGCAUCAACUCAACUCGCCGUGUUUGGAGGAGGAGGAAUGCUGCCUAUGACCCCAAGAACACCAUACCCACCGUCAAACAUGGAGGUGGAAACAUUAUGCUUUGGGGGUGUUUUUCUGCUAAGGGGACAGGACAACUUCAUCGCAUCAAAGGGACGAUGGACGGCGCCAUGUACCGUCAAAUCUUGGGUGAGAACCUCCUUCCCUCAGCCAGGGCAUUGAAAAUGGGUCGUGGAUGGGUAUUCCAGCAUGACAAUGACCCAAAACACACGUCCAAGGCAACAAAGGAGUGGCUCAAGAAGAAGCACAUUAAGGUCCUGGAGUGACCUAGCCAGUCUCCAGACCUUAAUCCCAUAGAAAAUCUGUGGAGGGAGCUGAAGGUUCGAGUUGCCAAACGUCAGCCUCGAAACCUUAAUGACUUGGAGAAGAUCUGCAAAGAGGAGUGGGACAAAAUCUCUCCUGAGAUGUGUGCAAACCUGGUGGCCAACUACAAGAAACGUCUGACCUCUGUGAUUGCCAAAAAGGGUUUUGCCAGCAAGUACUAAGUCAUGUUUUGCAGAGGGGUCAAAUACUUAUUUCCCUCAUUAAAAUGCAAAUCAAUUUAUAACAUUUUUGACAUGCGUUUUUCUGGAUUUUUUUGUUGUUAUUCUGUCUCUCACUGUUCAAAUAAACCUACCAUUAAAAUUAUAGACUGAUCAUGUCUUUGUCAGUGGGCAAACUUACAAAAUCAGCAGGGGAUCAAAUACUUUUUUCCCUCACUGUAUGUGGAAUUCCGUGUGUGCGUACUGGCAGGUCAAAGCUAUCGUUGAUGCCCUAUCUAUAACUCUGUAUUCUCCACCCCUCACAGCUGACCCUCUGGUAGGAAGCAUCGCCACCCAAUACACAACCAACAGACCAGAGCAUGACAGGAUAGCCAAACAGUGGACCAAGAGAUACGCCACAUAGAUACACAGGACUGGGUCGUAUUCAUUAGGCACCAAAACUGAAGAAAAUGUACUGAAACAAGGAGGGACUACUUGGACUUGUCCAAUAACAAACGUUAAUUUGUUUCCCGUAGCAAAACCUUUUCUGUUGCAUGCCCUAACGACUACGACCCUGGGCAACAUGAGAGGGGGAGGUUGGUGGGUGUUGGAGAGCUCCUUCUGGGAUGACUCGGGGACUGUUCGUGUUGGGGUCAGGAGUGGGGAAAGGAGGGUAGAGAAUAGGGGAGGAUUUUUAUCUUGGAAUUUAAGUCUUAUCUCCUGAUAUUUUGUUGUUUAUUAUGGUAUUUUUUAAGUUCCCCGGCCUGUAUAUUAUAAUUGCGAUUUUGGCAAUAAUGCUUUUCAAUGUGUUUUCCUUAACGUUCUAUAAAUUAUGAAUUUUUAGCUAAUUGUUAUUCGAAAUGAAAUUAUUUCUAAAUUUUUUUGGCUGCUUGUAUAAAGGUGUCACACACAGCAUGGUUUCCUGGUAAAAUUCCAAAUCUCAUGUCAAUGUGAAUUUUUUACAGAUAUUAAAGUUACCGUUGGUGUAAGUUCUCUUGCAUAUAUCUAUAAUUGAAUCUGCUAUAACAUAUUGCUGAAACAUUGGUAUUGUAGCCUAUACAGCACAUAAUGUCUAGGUGGGAAAGUUUUGCUUAAUGUGUUGCUGAUUUAAUACAGUCCCUCCAUUUAUUGUUAAAUUGAAAUAUAUGCGCAUAUGUCAGAAAACAAUGAACAACAAAAAAUUUAAAAUAAGUAGCAGCACAAAAUAUAACUUUUUUGGCUAGGUCUCACACACAAGACAUGAAGGACACAGGCAAUGUUCCAAUUCUCUCUUCCAAAGUGUACAUGUCUUCACUUCAAUUCACUGAAUUGAAAGGAAAUGACUGGUAUAAGAAAUAUAGUGGAAACUCCUGCCCCGUGCCUCCACCAAUCCAAUGCUUUUAGAUUUGUAGUAGUGAACGAGUGUACACUUCAGGAGAAAGGAUAUAUUAUUUGGACGCACUACAGAAUCCACAUUCUCUUCACAACAAUUCAGAAAUACAUUUCAUUCAGACAAUUCUGUCCUACAUUUUAUCCCAUUCCUACCCACUAGGAAUUUAAGUUUAGUAAAGUGACAAAUAAAUUAGGUCAAUAAAAACGUUCUCAAACAUGUACAAAGAAAAUAAAAUACACAGGUUUUGUAUUUAACAAAUACACUAAAACAACCAUUUAGGGGACAACUGAUGAAACAGACAUUUGAUAAUCACAGACAUGAGCAACAGACCUGAUCAAGGUAGUACCAUUUUAAAAAAUAUAUAUUGCUACUGGGCCAUACACUAGGUAGUAAAGUGGUAAUAGGCCAUACACACUAGGUAGUAAUAUGCCUCACUCCAAAGGCACAUUAUAUGGGCCUAGACCUUGCUGUAAAGUGGCUACUUUAGCCCUCCAAUAGGACGGGGAACACUGAAACCAUAGGGGUGUAUGAUACCACAAAGCAGGCUUACCAAUUUAGCCAGCUUACUUUGAUAAACAUUAAGAUGCAUCUCUUGAUUUGCUAGUUCAUUUAAAAAAAGCUUUAUUUUAAGGGAAAGGGAAUAUAAUAUGGGUUGUUGGUUGUCGAGUCAGUUACUAUGUCUAUGCCCAUAUUUCAUGGCGAUCUAUCUUGAUAUGAAGUCAGAAUAUGAAUCUAAGUUGGCUGGCUAACUCAUCGAUCCUACUCCGUGACAUAUCUCCCACCCUGAAGUACUUAGGUGCGCUCGAGGUUGAGUUCAGUUCAGAUGUCAUUGGACGGCGUGCCCUUGCUCUUGCGUCCUGGAAGAGGGAAGGCAGACUUGCUCUGAGGCUGUGUGAGGCGGCUGGUGAGCAUGGUGAAGGGUUCGAUGAGAGAGUUCCUCUCAGUGACGCUGACCUCCCAUAGCUUGACCUUCUCCCCCCGCGCCCACUGCUGCGCUGCCUCCUGCUCCACCUGACGAAGCUCACGCAGGUCCGUCUUGUUCCCUAGCACGAUCACCAUCACCUGGAGGAAGAGGGGACACUCCAACUAAACUCAACAACAAUAGUAUAAGGUUAUAAUUGUCCCCUGUAGCUCAGUUGGUAGAGCAUGGCGCUUGCAAUGUCAGGGUUGUGGGUUCGUUUCCCACGGGGGGCCAGUAUGAAGAUGUAUGCACUCACUAACUGUAAGUCGCUCUGGAUAAGAGCGUCUGCUAAAUGACUAAAAUGUAAAAUGUAAAUGUAAAAAAUUUUCUGAUUUCUGUUUAUAGGUUGUUUUUUUUAUUCUGGCCACUGUGCUUGCUCUUUGGGGUCUAGGACAGGUUAGAAUAAAAGCACUGUGACAACUGCUGAUGUAAAUAUGGCUUUAUAAAUACAUUUGAUUGAUUAGCUGUCUAUGGCCAAAACAAUAAACGAAACCUGGCUCACUUGACUAAAAUUUAAACAAAACCACACACACUUACCAACCCUUAGGGAGAGUUUCAAUCAAUCACAAUCCCCAUUACCUCUUUCUUGUCUCUGGAUUUGUCUAUCUCCUUCUUCAGGACGUCCACCUUCUUGAAGGACUCCAGGCUGUCCACACUGUAGACCAGCACAAAGCCGUCUGCCACAGAGUAGUAGUGCUUGGGAAGGUCCAGGCCGUCGUGGAGCCCCCUGGUGUCAUAGAG